AUGGCAGGCCCAGGAGGAGUCAAGGCGGAUUCGGCUUCAGAUCCAGAUUCGAAUCCCAACCUUCCACCAACUCUAUGGGGCAAGAAAGGUGAAUUCAUCCGACCAGCGACUCAGUUUCGAAAUUUCAUCUCUCGAGCCCCUGGAGCUCAGUUCCCUCCGGAGGCCAACAGGUACCAUCUAUACGUCUCGUACGCCUGUCCAUGGGCUCACCGAACAUUAAUCGUCCGUAAACUCAAGGGUCUUGAGCCUCUGAUCUCAGUCACAGCGGUGCACUGGCACAUGUCGUUGACGGACAGUUGGCGAUUCGUCACGCCGGACGAGACACUGCCCAUGGACGACUGUACCCCGGACCCGUUGCACUCGGACAUCAAGAGACUCAAAGAGCUGUACCUGCGCGCGAACCCGGAUUACCAGGGCCGUUUUUCCGUGCCGGUGCUGUGGGACAAGAAGCUCGACACCAUCGUCAGCAACGAGAGCAGCGAGAUCAUCCGCAUGCUGUACACCGAGUUUGACGACCUCUUGCCAGAUGAUAAACGAGCCGUGGACUUGUACCCUGCGGAGCUGAGAGAGGCGAUCGACGAGACCAACAGCUGGACGUACGACAAUAUCAAUAACGGUGUUUACAAAUGUGGCAUUGCCAAAUCACAAGAAGCCUAUCACGACGCCGUCGCCAACUUGUUCAACCACUUGGACAAGGUGGAAUCGCACCUCGCGGACCAAGCUGCUGGGCCGUACUACUUCGGAUCGAGCAUCACAGAGGCGGACAUCCGGCUGUACGUGACGAUAAUCCGAUUCGACCCGGUGUACGUGUCGCUGUUCAAGACGAACAAGGGCAUGAUUCGGUAUCAGUAUCCCAACAUUCACAGGUGGCUGCGGACGUUGUAUUGGACUGUGCCCGCCUUCAAGGACACGACGAGCUUCGACCAUAUCAAGCCCCAUUACUUCAAGAGUCUGACCCUCGUGAAUCCGGCUGGUGUUGUCCCCGAAGGACCUGUGCCGCAUGUCUUGCCGUUGGAGGCAUGA
Messenger RNA from Exophiala spinifera, 1023 nucleotides. RefSeq lists its product as uncharacterized. The coding region runs from base 1 to 1023 and encodes 340 amino acids. Gene Ontology annotation, cellular component: cytoplasm. Gene Ontology annotation, molecular function: glutathione transferase activity. The record is from RefSeq and is a predicted model, not a curated record. The transcript is spliced from 5 exons. Lineage: Eukaryota; Fungi; Ascomycota; Eurotiomycetes; Chaetothyriales; Herpotrichiellaceae.